AGCACGCCCUUAAUAUUGUUGUUUGGGUAAAGACAUUCGAGAGAAUGGUUGCCCUGAAAUUUGGGAGUCUACCGGAAAAAUCGGGAGGGUUGGCAAGUGUGACCCUGUCAAGCGCCAUUCAUAUAGAACUUGCGGGCCGUACUAACAUUACAUUUUCAUAUUAAGGUGCAGGCCGUAAAAUAACGUCUCGCGGGCCACAAUUGGCCUGCGGGCCGCCUGUCUGAGACCGAUGCCUUAGUGGUUAGCUGGGAAAACAGAGAGACAAGACAAGAGGCUUUGCAACUUUAAAUUGAGUGAGCAGCACCACCUGUCGUAAGUGCAUGGAUCACACAGGAUGUGAUUUGUUUUUAAUUGUUUGAAGAACAUAGUUUUUUUUUAUUGCAAAUCGUUAGGCGUGAGUAAAAAAACAAAAUUUUUGCGUGUUUGUAGUUUUGGCUGUAAUUUCACUCCAUAAAUGUUUAUUUCAGAUGUUUGAUGAAGAAAAAAAAAAAUAUAUAUAUAUAUAUAUAUAAAUAAUAUAUACCGGUAUGUCUUUGUGUGUGUGUAUAUACAUAUAUAGUGUUUUUCUGUUUUUUAUUUGCUGGCAUCUGGGUUGCACGCACAUGAAGUGCACAUCCCUACACAUCAAUGGGGACAGCCUUGUUAUUGCAGACGCAGUACCGGCAGUAGCACCAACGGGAUUUCAGACGUGUCCAAAUGACACCAGGAAACCCGCCCAAUCGGUUCUUGCUGACGGAACCUGUGGUCGAGUUGCUGGAAGUGUAGACGCAGGCACUGGUUUAAAACAAACGUCAAGUCGAAUUCCAUGUACAGAUACGUUGUAUGAUUUGUUUUUCACAAUAAACUAACCCGUAUACUUUAGCGCGUUAGUGUUUUUAUUUUGAAAGGCAAAACCGGAACUAGUGCUUUCCACUGUGACUGACUACAUCCAGGACGUCCCUCCCUGGCUGCUGCCGGUGCAUGCAAGCACUGAGCAGCCGUGGUGGAACCGCGGGAGUGGAGGCCGGAGCCAGACCGUACUGCGGCAGAAACGGUGUGUAGCUCGAGCAGCUGCAGCGGUGCAGACAUGAGUGUGACAUCCUGGUUCCUGGUGAGCAGCGGGGGCACUCGCCACCGACUGCCCCGGGAGAUGAUCUUUGUUGGCCGGGACGAUUGUGAGCUCAUGCUACAGUCACGCAGCGUGGACAAGCAGCACGCCGUCAUCAACUACGAGCCAGGCUUGGAUGAACACAAAGUCAAGGACCUGGGCAGUCUGAAUGGGACCUUUGUAAAUGACGUCCGCAUUCAAGAGCAGAUGUACAUCACCCUCAAUCUGGAGGACAAGCUGAGGUUUGGAUAUGAUACCAACUGGUUCACGGUGGAAAGAGGCGAGCUCACUGUACCCGAGGAGGCUCUCAAGCAUGAGAAGUUCACCAGCGGCCUCCAGCUGAGCAAGAAGCCGACGGCCAAAGGUGAAACCACGAGCAAGUCUCCCGUUAAGACCCCGUCAAAGACGCAAAAGUCUUCUCCCAGUGGCGGCGCCCCGAGGCCCGGCCAGAAAACAACAGAUGGGGUCUCCCCCUCGAGAGAGCCCACACUUAAAUCUGGAGACACUCACAAAGCAGAGGAGAAGACUGGAGGAGAUGGUGCAGCUCUGCCUCGUGGGACCCCCUUGUACGGCCAGCCGGCUUGGUGGGGGUACGGAGACACAGAUGAGAAGAACUCUUUCAAACUGGACACCAAGAUCUCCGGCAGGAAGCAUGACCUCACUGAGGGCAAAGAGGCCCGCCGGGGAGAGCCAACGAAAGAGGACGGCCACAAUCUAAGCUACAUGGAGAUGCCUACCAAGGAGAAUCAUUUGGCCACUAAUGGCAUCCAUGAGAUUCCAACCAAGGACACGGAGGGCUCCGCUUCUCAAGGCAGUGCAGCUCAAGGCCACGCCUCCUUCACGAUAGAGUUCGACAACACUUCCCCGGGGAAGGUCACCAUCAAAGAUCACGUGUCAAGGUUCAUGCCAGGCCAGCACAGGACGCGCGCCAAGAGGAGUGGAGCGGGAAGCGGAGGGUCGGGCGACCGGGACCUGAGCACGCUCCAGGCGGCCAUGAUGGCGUCGGAGAGCAAGGUGGCCGACUGGCUGGCGCAGAACGACCCUACGUUGAUCCGCGGCGAGUCGACGGAGGAGGACAGCAAGAGCAACAAGAGUGACGUGCCGGUGCAUCUCAAAAGGUUGAAAGGCAGCAAACACGAAGACGGCACCCAAAGCGACUCUGAGAACGGCCUGGGCCUGCGCUUCGCCAACCGCCGCCACGCCCUUGAGGAGCGCCUGAAGGCGGCGCACGGCCAAGUGGGAGGAGGCGGAGGCGGGGAGACCGUGUCGGUGCCCGGUUCGCGAGCAGGCGGAGGCCGCAAGGCCUUCAUGAUCGAGUUCUACGACGAGGAAAACCCUCGCAAGCGUCGGUCGUAUUCGUUUUCCCAGACCGUGCCGCUGCUGGCAGGGCCUGGCGGCGAAGGGCUGUGUCCGCAACCCCCCUCUCAGCCCAAAGUGUUCAGCAUUUCCACCUCGGCUACGGCGGCCUCGGACUCAGGUAAAGGCCCAGCUCCGAUAUCGGCCACAGUGGCUGCAGGGGCCCCGACGGCGGCCCGCGUUCUCCUCAAGCAGCGAUCCGAAGACCCCAGCAUUGGCCGGAGCUCCAUCAGCACCGGGCUGGCGACGGGGAGUCCCAGCAGCCCCAGCGAGGACGUCUCCAUCGCGGGACCCGGACCUGGGGCGGGGGAUGAGCACAGCGACAACGGGACCUACACUAUCGAGCUGGAGAACACAAACCUGGAGGAGGAGGAGGAGGCCAGGCGCAUGAUUGACAAGGUGUUUGGGCUGCAGCAGAACCAGGCCUCCUGCAUAUCAGACCUCCAAGGAGAGGGGCAAGAAAAGGAAACAAAAGAGACAGGAAAGGAGGCUCCUUUCGUCGACUCAAGCUGGGUCUCCCAGUGGGCAAGCUUGGCCGCCACUCACACCAGGACCGACCCAGAAGGCUCUGGGGCCGAGACAGCUGCCUUUGUGGACAAAGAAAGAGGAGCUGAUGCCUUGGUGUCCAGCACAAGCCAAUCCUCCUCAAGUCUGACCGAGCGCAAGCGUCGGACCCUCCCGCCUCUCCCCGUGGAUGACCCCCGCACUAAGACCAGUGCCGUCAAAGCAGCACCGCUGAGGUCUGAGAUUGGAGAAAAGCAGGACACGGAACCCCAGGAGAAACAGCACAAGGGAGACGGGGAAUCCCCACCCCCACCCAUGGAGAACGGAGACACGACCAGCAAACACAAAUCGAGCGCCAACGCCUCUCCCUGCAAGUCUCCGCAGCGGAACUCCAGCAGCGCUGAGCGCAGGAAGAGGUCGGAGAAAAGAAAGGAAGAAGGGGAAGGAGAGGGAGGAGAGAAGUCCGGGAAACCUCUCGUGCGCCAAGGCAGCUUCACCAUCGAGAAGCCCAGCGGCAAUGUCGCCCCGGAGCUCAUCCCGCGCAUUAACAGGGGCAGCGCUGGGACGCGCGAACGCAGCGACUCCGUGGGCAGCAUGGACACAGCCACGCUUCUGAAGGACACAGAAGCCGUCAUGGCGUUCCUGGAAGCCAAGCUAAGAGACGAAAACAAGCUAGAGCAGAAAGCGUCCAAAACCAGCAGCGUCAGCAGUCAGGUCUCAGGAUACGGCUACCCGCCUCGGACCGACUCCAUCUCCCCGGAGUCUGACGUGGACACGGCCAGCACGGCCAGCCACGUGGCCGGGGAGGCCGAAGGGAAGGCGGGCGGCAUGCAGAAACGGCGGUCCUUGAGUAGCAUGCAUCGGGAGAAGAGCAACAUGAGCACAGCGUCCAAAUCCAGCGUGUCUGCCAGCGCACGUGACCGCUUGGAGCGGAAGACAAAAAGCAGAACCACGGAAGCCACAAGUCGGACUGAAACGCGCCGCUCGGUUCAGCCGUCGUCUUCCAGAGCACGCCAGCCUUCCGUGGAUCUCACAGAUGACGACCAGACUUCCUCUUUCCCCAUUUCGGACAUCCUCUCAUCAGACCAGGAGACAUACUCUGGAUCAGCGUAUGGAUAUGAUAGCAGAGCUGCAAAGACCGCCACAAGCGCCAAAUCCAGCCGUACUCUUCAGGCGACUACGACGUCCUCACAGAGCAAACAGGCUGCGCUGCCCAAGCCGCGGCCCACCAGAGCCUACCUUCUCCGCAGAGCUCGCCUGGGGGACACCUCUGAUACGGACCUGGCCGAUGCGGACCGAGUGUCUAUAGCAUCCGAGGUGUCCACCACCAGCUCCACUUCCAGACCGCCGUCUAACCGGGGGGGAUUGUCUCGCCUGGACAUGCUGGCUCAGCCGCGUCGGAACCGCCUGGGCUCCAUCUCGGCUCGCAGCGACUCUGAGUGCACGGUGUCUCGGAGCUCCGCCGCCUCGCCACGCCCCUCGUCCGAGACGGCUCUGCGUUUGGGUUUACGCUCGUCCACGCCCACAGAGAACAAGCUGACGCCCAGGAUGAGGGCCAACAGCGUGUCCAAACUCAACGAAGCCAGAACUAAAACCACUACGACUGGAUACUGCUCUCCUACAGAGAGCUCUCAACCAGAGCCUGGCGGCGCUGAAACAGAUGAAGAACUUCUUGGUAUCGUACCGGCACUCCAGAACCUCCGUAGGGUGUCCAGCAGCAACAGGUGGAGACGCGUGCCGCCAGAGUACGCCUCCACCUCGGAGGAAGAGUUCAGCUCCAGCCGCAACUCUUCCAAGCAGGGAGGACGCCCCCACACGCGGCCGCAUCACCUAGUCCCGGCCCGCGGGUCAAAACCCACCAGCACCACUGCAAGCCAGGGAACUGGCGCGUUGCCGGGCGUGGGCGGCGUGGUGCUCAAACACCGCAUGAAAGAGCAGGACGAGUACAUUCGAGACUGGACGGCACACAGCGAGGAGAUAGCCAGGUUAUUCCCAUGUGUGCGUAGGAUCAGCCAGGACCUGGCCAAGGACCUGGCCACCUUGGCCCGCGAGAUCCACGACGUGGCCGGCAAGAUCGACUCAGUCAGCUCGUCGGACACGGCGCCCAGCACCACUGUCAGCACUGCCGCCACUACGCCGGGCUCGGCCAUCGACACGCGCGAAGAGGUAGGCCCAGGCCGCCCCACCCAGCCGGACUUACAGGCGAGCAUGAGAAAGUUGGUGGACCGGGUGUUUGACGAGAGCCUUAAAUUCAGAAAAGCUCCUCCCAUCAUCUCCACCACGAAGAUGCCGGAGAUCAACGGCAAGCCGACCGAGCUCCGCCCCCGCCCCCCAGACGGCCAUGAUUCCCGAGCUCUGAGGAGACGUACCUGGAACCGAGAGGAUGCGGUGUUGGACAGCCUUCUGCUCCAUUCAGUUUCUCAGCUGUCCACCAAGAUCAGACUCUCUACCGACAAAACAGCGGGAAAAAUCAGGAUAUUGUUCAAGGAUGAGGACAGGAACUGGGAGGACAUUGAAAGCAAACUGAAGUCUGAGAGUGACGUGCCGCUCCUAAAAACCUCCAACAAGGAGAUCUCGUCUGUGCUACUCGAGCUUAGAAAAGUUGAGAAGCAGCUUGAAGUGAUUAAUCUGAUGCUGGACCCAGAAGGAAAGCUGGACACCUUGGCCAGCCCCAGCACGCCAACCAAGCCUGCGAUCAGCAAACCAGUGCCCCCCUCCACCAGCAGCCCCCCGCAGCUCCCGACCAAACAACUGCUUCCAGAGAUCCUUCCUGCGACCGGCGGGUCGACAGAGUCGGCGAGGGUUCCUCCGACUUGCUCUGCCUCUAGCACGGACGUCACCAUCGGCCUCGGGUUGUCAUCAGUCGGGGGGCUGCCUUUUAGCCGCAUGCGGCCCAACGGGAAGGAGGCCCUCGCACAGAAGUGAAACUAAAGUGACUGAAUUGAAGCCGUGAAUGAACCACUGUUAGAAUUGCAGCUGCUUAUGAACUGAACGCUCCAUCUCCUCAUGUGUGGACCUUCCUCCAUGCCUUAAAAACAUCCCAUGUGCCCUCAGACAAGACUCUCUGCUAGUUUUCAGACAAACAGAAUGCAUGUACAGAUGACUUUGACAAUACACAGUAUUUCUUUUUACACUGCAGUCAAUUUUAGCAGCCCUUAUGUGACCAACUUAGUCCAAAACAGACUUUUUACACUAAUUAAGUAAGCAGAAAUGCAGUUUUAUAAGACACACUAUCUGACAAAAGAGAGCGCGGCCCUCCCAUUUCAGCAAGUAUUUCACCUUGUCAAGGAAGUAAACUUGGAUACAUACUUUAGAGUAGUCCGUGUAAAGCUUGUAUAGCAGUCUAGAUUUAUUAUCUACUGGGGAAAAAAAUUACCGGUAGUGCUUGGGCACCAUGCUUCACUGAAGCAACUCACUUGCGUCGCCAGAUAUUUCAACAAUGUCUGUGUGUUGACUCAUUUUCAGUGGUUAGUAAAGCCCUACACGCUGUACACCGAGUACUCUAAAGUAUCUUGACACAUUACUUCAUAUGACUUUUGUGCGAUACCACUGUUCUUAACAGUCCGUCCAUUGCAUCUUCUUUUAGCCUUUUACUUGUCCCGUCCUCAGAACCUACUAGUUGGACCUCCAGUAGCAUGUACUAGUUGAAAAUGUGUGUGUGGAGCCUAUUUACGCUUUAGUCAAAAAGUACCAAAGUUAAGGUUUAUUUUGUUAAUGCACAUUUUCCCUCCGAUUCUUUCAGUUUGGCAAUAUAGAAACGCUUAUCAUUGCUGCCUUAUCUUCAUUUUGCCUGUUGGAACUGGUGUCAUCAGCCCAUGUAGCACGCAAGUGUCCUAUAUUUUUUUUUUUUUGCGAUUGGACUUUUUCUAGUUUAGUCUUCUAUUGAACAAAAAGUAGCUAUUUUGUAAUAUUUGGAUACUGAUGUUUUGUAGGUGUUUUACCAGUUUCAUUUGUGUGAAUUUCCUAUUGUCUUUAAACUAGCUCCUCCCUCCUAUUUAUGAAUGUUGCCUAUAAUGCAGCAUCAUGUAUAAAAAAAAUCUACAUUGUUCAUUGUCCUGCAGAAGUUUUGCCAACAUUUACUUUUAAAGACAUAAACCACUCCCUGUACCACUCAUCUUGUAUAUAGUAUUAGUACUGAGAGGAUUUAGCGAUGAGAUGCUCUGCUUUGCCUGAUAUUGGUAGAUAAUGAAGAAAAAAUGUUUAUUUUGCACAUUUGUUGUUUUUUUUGCUUAGAGAACGUGCAAGGCUGCAUCGUGAUGUCCCAAGCUUUCACCACUUUUUAAAUAAGAAAAAAAAACGUAUUGAAGUGAAUUUUCGGUACCAGUAUUUUUAUUUUUUAAAUCUCCAUGUUUGGUCAGUUUUUUUUUGUGUAAAGGAAACAUUUAUUUAUUUUACUUUAAUUGUGAAUGUUUUAUGUAUUUUAUAUUUGUUUAAUUCUGCAGUUUUUAUUGUCAAUAAAACAGAACCAUCCACUAGGUCUUCUUCAAUGUUACGAGUCACCUUUUACUCCAUUUCAAAUAAAAAUGUUUUAUUUCUUAGAACACCACAAGAAGCAUACUAAUAACGAAAACAAUCUGUA
This is a messenger RNA of Entelurus aequoreus (snake pipefish), 7526 nucleotides long. It is a transcript of the gene cep170aa, whose product is annotated as centrosomal protein 170Aa. Gene Ontology annotation, cellular component: centriole. The transcript is spliced from 21 exons. The coding region runs from base 1067 to 5872 and encodes 1601 amino acids. Gene Ontology annotation, molecular function: protein binding. Lineage: Eukaryota; Metazoa; Chordata; Actinopteri; Syngnathiformes; Syngnathidae. The record is from RefSeq and is a predicted model, not a curated record.